This is a messenger RNA of Aureococcus anophagefferens, 1603 nucleotides long. RefSeq lists its product as hypothetical. Gene Ontology annotation, molecular function: protein binding. The coding region runs from base 38 to 1570 and encodes 510 amino acids. The record is from RefSeq and is a predicted model, not a curated record. The transcript has 3 exons. NCBI's taxonomy places the organism in Eukaryota, Pelagophyceae, Pelagomonadales, Pelagomonadaceae. Gene Ontology annotation, cellular component: nucleolus. Gene Ontology annotation, biological process: ribosomal large subunit assembly.
AUCCAGGCUUAGAGUUUGUUCGCGUCCCAGCAAGACGAUGAGCGCCAUGGUCGAGCAACCGCCGAAAAAGCAGCAGAAGACCAUGCCGUCGAGCGUCGUCAUCCAGCUCCAGAGCACGGCCGGCGACCCGCUCGGCGCGGCCAUGGAGGUGCCCAUGUCGAGCUCCCCGGCGGAGCUGGAGAAGCUCGUGCACGCUUUGAAGAAGGCCGAGGGCCAGGACGGCCCGUCGACGCCCUACGCCUUCUACGCCGACGGCCAGACCGCCGUCGCCGGCACGCUCGGCGAGUACGCGGAGCAGACGCCGGGCUUCUCGGGCGAGACCGCGCUCGCGGUCACGUACGAGCCGCUGAGCGUCUUCCGCGUGCGCCGCGUGAGCCGCUGCGCGGAGACGCUGCCGGGCCACAGCGACGCCGUGCUCCACGUGGGCUUCGCGCCCGACGGCAAGUCGCUCGCGUCCGGCGGCGGCGACGCGACGGUGCGCCUCUGGGACGCGCUGUCCAAGACCCCCCGCGCGACGUGCGGCGGCCACCGCCACCACGUCCUCUGCCUGGCCUGGGCGCCCGACGCGUCCAAGGUCGCGUCCGGCGACCGCAGCGGCGAGGUGCGCGUCUGGGACCCGAAGACGGGCGCGAGCCUCAAGACGCUGAAAAAGCAUUCCAAGUGGAUCACGGCGCUGGCGUGGAGCCCCGCGCACCUGCCCCAGCCCGCCAGCGCCGAGGCCUGCGAGGUGCUCGCGUCCACGUCCAAGGACGCGUCGGUGAAGAUCUGGAACACGCGGACCGGGUCCAUGAUCGCGUCGCUGACGGGCCACACGGAUUCCGUGGAGGCGCUCGCGUGGGCCGGCGACGGCGCGCUCUACAGCGCGUCCCGGGACCGCACCGUCAAGGUCUGGCGCUGCCGCGAGGACGGGAAAUGGGGGUCCCUGGCGCUGGACGCGACGCUCCAGGGCCACGGCCACCGCGUGAACGCCCUAGCGCUCGCGUCGGCGUUCGUGUGCCGCACGGGCCCGUUCGACCACAAGUCGGGCAGGGAGGCCUUCAAGGCGACGUCGCUGGCGGCCGUGGAGGCGGCGGCGCGGGCGAAGUACGACGCCUUCGUCGACGCGAACGGCGGGCCGGCGAACGCGGAGCGCCUCGUGUCCGGCUCCGACGACGCGACGCUCCUGUUUUGGACGUCGCUCAAGGCCGACGCGUCGAACAAGAAGCGGACGCCCAAGGCGCGCCUGACGGGCCACCAGCAGCCCGUGAACGCGAUCCAGUUCGCGCCGGACGCGCGCAAGUUCGCGUCGGCGUCCUUCGACAAGAAGGUCAAGCUCUGGCACGGCCGCACGGGCGCGUUCCUCGCGACGUUCACGGGCCACGUCGGCGCGGUCUACGCGCUGGCCUUCUCGCCGGACUCGCGGCUGCUCGUGUCCGCGUCCAAGGACUCGACGCUCAAGGUCUGGAACGUCGCCGACGACGCCACGCUCCCGGGCCACUACGACGAGGUCUUCGCCGUCGACUGGGCGCCCAACGGCGCGUCCGCCGCGUCCGGGUCCAAGGACCGCACGAUCAAGAUGUGGGCCUCCUAAUACUUACCGAAGUCGCUCACGUGGCUCGGCUCG